AUGAAUUUGACGGAAAUUCUUGUUAAAGGUCAGAAAGCCACGCUCGAAGGCGGUGCAGUCGGCUUCACUCCAGGCCUCAAUGUAGCCCGGAAGCUCUGUGGAAGAGGAAGCGAAGAGAGUGUGGUAACGAGUGGAUACGAGCACUACGAAAUCAACAACUCGCUAAAAGCCCAGACACAACGCGGGAUGAUGAUCUCGGCAGCGAAGUCGUCCGUCACUGUUUUCACACUGGACCCGAAGAAAUUAAAUCGCCGCCCGGCGAACAUCGUCAACGGUGCGUGUUUACCCAAGCUCCUUGGCGUCCGUUCCGAUCCGCUCUUCACGGUCGCGGACCAUGCCAGGGAGGUCGUAGGCAAAGUGAGCCCCUGCACCAAGGUCCUCAAGGCUCUGGCGGGAAAAUCCUGGGGCUAG
This is a messenger RNA of Dibothriocephalus latus, 411 nucleotides long. The record is from the annotation of a GenBank genome assembly. Lineage: Eukaryota; Metazoa; Platyhelminthes; Cestoda; Diphyllobothriidea; Diphyllobothriidae.